Molecule: messenger RNA, 1758 nt
Organism: Amborella trichopoda
Lineage: Eukaryota; Viridiplantae; Streptophyta; Magnoliopsida; Amborellales; Amborellaceae
Product: pentatricopeptide repeat-containing protein At2g15690, mitochondrial-like
Biological process (GO): RNA modification
Molecular function (GO): protein binding; RNA binding; zinc ion binding
Source: RefSeq, a predicted model, not a curated record
CAGUGAACCGAAUAAAUCUCUCUCUCUCUAAGCCUCAAAAGCUUCGUCUGAGAAUCACCCUUUCCUCGCUCUAGAAAACCAGUCUGAUUUUCCAUCUGAAAAUACGCUCUAUAACCAUGAUUCAUGGCGCCUCAACGGCUACUUUUUCAAAAUUUGCCUCUCUUUUCAGGCCGGGAGACCCUAAUUCACACUCUUCCUGGUCAUUGCCUGCUUCUUCCUUUCAUCCUAUCUGUUUCAGUCGCUGUAAUGGCGUGCCAAAACCCUUCUCUCUGAGCCAUAGUUUCGAACAUCUUUCUCUUUCUUCCAUUUCGGGAAGUUCAGAGAGAAUCUCUCACUUGCAACCGAGAUCAAGAAGUUCUCGGAUUGGUCUUCACGUGUUUCAGAAAGAAGCAGCUGAUCUUCAAACUGCGAGAAAAUCGACCUCAGAUUUGAUCAAAUUGUGUAGAGAGAGAAAGGUUAGAGAAGCCAUUGAAUAUCUUGAAGGCAUGGAAAGGCAAGGAAUUCAUGUGAAUUCAAGUACCCAUCUUUCUCUUUUGCAAGCCUGCGCAGAUACAAAGUCAUUAAAGGAAGGGAAGAUGCUCCAUGAGCAUAUUCUGAGGUCUUCAUAUAAACCCAGUAUUUCAAUCUUCAACAAAUUGAUGGAAAUGUACAGUAAGAGUAGGUCCAUGAUUGAUGCUCAAACAGUGUUUGAUGAAAUGCCUGAAAGGAACUUAAUUUCUUGGAACACUUUGAUAAUGGGUUUUGCGAAGAACAAUCAAGGAGAAGAGGCAUUGAACUUGUUUUCUCAGAUGAGAGAGAGAGGAUUGGCACCCGAUGGUCACACUUUUCGUGGGGUUUUAUCAGCUUGUAUAAGCUUAUCAGCAGUGGAGGAAGGUCUGGUUCAUUUUGAUUCUAUGAAAAAGGAAUAUGCAAUAUCUCCAUGGAUGGAUCACUAUGUGGCUAUAGUUGAUCUUCUCUCUAGAUCAAAGAGGUUUGAAGAAGCUGAAGAUUUCAUCAAGAAAAUGCCAAUGAAGCCUAGUGCUCUGAUAUGGCAAACGCUGCUGAAGUUUUCUAAGAUCCAUGGUGAUCUAGAGAGAGAAAAACGAGCAGCCAAAUGCUUGAAUCCAUCGAAUACUGGAUCAGGGCCUGAACGAAGCUUGAGAUAUGACAACCUAGAAAGAGAAAUUGAUGGGAGCAAACACUUAAAUCAAUUGAGCCCAUCAAAUUCUAGCGCAGACUCUGAAGGAAACCAGAUUACUGGAACCAAGAACAAAGCGAAAGAGAACCCAAUUCCACCAAAGAGUGAAGCUUAUGAGAAGCUGAAGGGAUUGAGUGGUCAAGUUAGAGAAGCUGGGUAUAAACCAGAUACAAGAUAUGUUCUCCAUGACAUAGAUGAGGAAGCAAAGGAGCAAGCAUUGCUUUAUCAUAGUGAGAGGUUGGCUCUUGCUUAUGGGCUUAUUAGCACUCCUAAAGGGAGCACAUUGAGAAUCAUCAAGAAUCUUCGAGUGUGCGGAGAUUGCCAUAAUUGGUUCAAGAUCGUUUCGAAGAUCGUAGAUAGAGAAAUCAUCCUCAGGGAUAACAAGAGGUUUCACCACUUCAAAGAUGGGCGGUGCUCUUGUGGAGAUUACUGGUGAUUUAAAUUUGUUUCCAUGUUGAUGGCUAGUUCCAUUACUUCUCUCUUCAAUUUGUUGAUUAACAACUAUACAAUAUUAUUGCAGGGAUUUAAGAGUUUAAGUGGACUUUUAUAUCUCUGUUGUAAAUUAAGAUAGUUUCUCUUUC